Messenger RNA from Ostertagia ostertagi, 345 nucleotides. Lineage: Eukaryota; Metazoa; Nematoda; Chromadorea; Rhabditida; Trichostrongylidae. The record is from the annotation of a GenBank genome assembly.
AUGCACUGUGAUGUGCGGCCACUCGAACGGUCUAAUAAAGAGUUCAAGGAUUCAUGUUUGGAAAAGGCAUAUAUAUACUUCGCUGAUGUUGCAAGCAAAUCAGGGAACUACUGUUAUCCUGCUAAGGGCAAAUGCGCUCUCCUGAUGCUGUCGGAGGUAGCUUUGGGAGAGCCGCAGAUUCUUCGAGACGCAAAUUAUUCAGCAGAUAAAUUGGAACAGGGAAAAGACCAGCCCUUUGGGAUUACGCGAAUAGUUCAUUGCCUAGCGAAAGGCAACUUUAUGGACAAUUGGAAGACAAGAGCUUCGUGUUUCGCUGUUGGGCCAUUGGAAGAUCAACAAGUUUAG